UCUUGAAAAUAUAUACUGAAUGAAAGAGAGAAUAUCCUUCCUUUAAAAAUCUUUCCUUUCUUUUUCCUUGCUAGGUUAUACACAAAAGUUGUUAUGUUUCCUUUUAAUAUUCAAUGCGGAGUAUAGAAAAAGGUCUAUUUUAACUUGGGAGAAUAGCUGCUGAAGCUUUACACACCGUUUCGUAUUUUGAGAGACGAAACUAUCCUUAAAGAUAGUACUUGCACGUCUCAAACAUUUGUUUUUAAUUUUCUGAUCCUUUGCAAUAUAUUAACAGUUAUUAUUAUUUUAUAUAUCCUAUUUUUUUUUUUUUUAACAAUUCCAUAAUGCUCUAGGUGCUUGGUAGGAAGAAGGGUGUUCAGUUGCUGACUUGGUUGUCAUUUGUUCUCUUAAUGUGUUGUAGCCAUUUUUCACCGUGAAUGACCCAUUCAAGUGUUCUUGAGUUUUAGUGGCACUGAUACUCGUAGUGGUUUCGCCGACAGCCUCUACCAUUUCUUGGAGGGUGCUGGGAUCCAUGUUUUCAUCGAUGACAAGGAACUUCGACCGGGAGAAACAAUUAGCGGCAGCCUUUUGCGAGCGAUCAACAACUCUAAGCUUUACAUACCAAUCUUCUCCAAAAACUAUGCUUCAAGUCACUGGUGCCUCCGUGAGCUUGCGAAGAUGGUGGAGAACACCUCCAAAUUUGAAGGAGAUGGGAAGGUCAUAUUACCCAUUUUCUACUAUGUGAAACCUAACGACGUGAAGUUGAAAACCCCAUUGUAUAGUGAGGCCAUAUCGAAGUUGGAGCAAGAGAAGAAGUUCAGCUCUGAGGAUAUAACGAAGUGGCGGUGGGCUCUCACGGAAGUUGAUAGCAUUAAGGGAUGGGAGCUGAAGAAAUAUUCGGGCCAUGGGGAUCUUAUAAAGUCAGUUGUUGAAGAGGUUUUGAUUAAUCUCAAGACAAGACAAAGAGAUGUGACUAGAGAUUUAGUUGGAAUGGAGGAUCAGAUAGCAGCCAUAAGCAAUUUAUUAGACAUAGACUCCGGUGGCAUACGGUUUAUUGGAAUCUACGGAAUGGGUGGUAUCGGUAAAACAACACUUGCCAAAAUUAUCUUCAACCAACUAUGUCCUCAAUUUGGCAGAAACUGCAGCUUUCUUGAUAACGUGAGGGAAAAGGCAAAAGCCAAAGGCUUAGUCACCCCGCAAAAGAAGUUAUUGUCCGACAUCUCUUAUUCUAGAAUGGUUCGUGAAAUUGAUAGCAUUGAUGAUGGGAUCAAUAUGAUUAAAAAAAUAAUUUGCAACAAGAAGAUGCUAAUUGUAUCGGAUGAUGUCGAUGAGGGCAACCAAAUCCAAAACCUAAUUGGAGUGAAUUCUUUGCAUCCUGGUACUAGGAUACUUGUUACAACUAGGGACAAGAGCAUUUGGAAUAUCAGGGGAUUUAAUUAUAGAAUUGAGGAUUAUGAAAUGGUUAUGUUGAGUGAUGAAGAUGCACUUAAACUUUUUAGCAAGCAUGCCUUCAAUUGCAACUCUCCUCCAGCCAAUUACAACACUCUUUCAAAAGACAUUGUCUCUACCGCGAGGGGGCUACCUUUAGCUCUUCAAGCAAUAGGUUCAUCUCUUUUUGGUCAGGAAAACAAAAAAAUAUGGGAAGAGAGGCUAGAGAAGCUAAAGAAAUCACCUCAUGAGGAUGUCUUGGGAAAGCUAAGGAUUAGCUAUGAUGCCUUAGCGCUACAUCAAAAAAAAAAAAAAUUUCUCGAUAUUGCAUGCUGUUUCAUUGAUAGAAAGAAGAAACAUGGAAUGUACUGGUGGAAAGAUUGUGAGAUUGGCCCAGAGGAUGCCAUUGAUGUCCUUAUUAAGAGGUGCAUGAUAAAGGUUGUCGAUGAUAGAUUUUGGAUGCAUGAUCAGUUUAGAGAUCUUGGAAGGGUAAUUGCCAAACAAGAGCAUACCAGGUUGUUGUCUAGUUUGUUGGAUGAAGAGAAAAUCAUUUGUGAAUUAAAAUCAAUAGAGGUAAAGUAUGAUCAAAUUUGAAUAAGAAAUUGCUCACCCUAUUCUUAAUUGAGGAUUCGCAUUUUUGAAUUAAAUUGCGCGAUACUGACAAAUUCCUGCUUUUUCUCCUCGAUGUCAUUGGCAGAUCAA
Molecule: messenger RNA, 2109 nt
Organism: Eucalyptus grandis
Lineage: Eukaryota; Viridiplantae; Streptophyta; Magnoliopsida; Myrtales; Myrtaceae
Product: disease resistance protein RUN1-like
Exons: 2
Coding region: 658-2001 (447 amino acids)
Biological process (GO): defense response; signal transduction
Molecular function (GO): ADP binding
Source: RefSeq, a predicted model, not a curated record